Amborella trichopoda is the source of this 1225-nucleotide messenger RNA. The record is from RefSeq and is a predicted model, not a curated record. Lineage: Eukaryota; Viridiplantae; Streptophyta; Magnoliopsida; Amborellales; Amborellaceae.
UUUAUUCAAUUACGUUAUACCAUUAAUCUUUCCUCUAUUCUUAAAAUCAAUCCAAUGCCAUGUUUCUGUAGGAUCUAUAGUUUCCCCACCAUUGGGUUUCUUGAUCGAUUUAGUUCCUAAUGGAAUUCUAGGGCUUAGAAACGUUGGAUUCAGUUUAGGGUUUUCCCCUGCUUCAAAGAACGACUAUCUGUUUAGCGGAAUUUGAUUGUCUUGCAUACAUGGAGGAAAACUUGAUCUUUUUUCCUUUGGAUAUUUGCAUGGAAGGAAAACUGGGUUUUCUUUAAAUAUCAGAGAAUUCAAGCGAAAUUCUUAUCCAUGUUCAAAUUACUGCAAUAAAUGGUUUUCAAUCACAAGAAAACAAGGGAUCAUUGAUGACUAUUAUUAUCAGGGACAAGUCCAUUGCUAAAUUUUAGAUUUGAUGGACAUCAUCACCCAGUUGCAAGAGCAAGUCAAUACAAUUGCAGAAACUGCUUUCAAUACCUUUGGAACUCUUCAAAGAGAUGCCCCACCUGUUCGCCUUUCUCCGAAUUAUCCAGAGCCCCCUGCAAAACCAGUGGAGGAUGCAGCCAAUGUUGCAGAGCAACCCAAGAUUAUGAGUGCUGCAUUGGUUCGAGCAGCCAAGCAGUUUGACUUGCUUGUUGCAGCACUCCCUCUGUCUGAAGGGGGUGAGGAAGCUCAGUUGAAAAGGAUUGCAGAACUUGAGGUACAAGAUAUUGGGCAAAUAAAAUGCGUGCACUUGCCAUGCAUGGGCCAUUCUUGCGUCAAUUCUUGCUUGAACCUUUAUGACUCACAGCUGGAUCUCACUCUCUCUCUCUCUCUCUACAGUUUUGCUAUCAAGCACGAGCUAGCUAGAUGUGUAUGUUUUCUCACUCUGAUUCCUUUCUUUCACAUUUCUCAUCAGGCGGAGAAUGAAGCUGUAGGGAUGGAACUUCACAAGCAACUGGAGGCUGCAGAACAAGAGUUAAAGCAAGUGCAGGUGCUUUUCACGAAGGCGGCUGAUAACUGCUUGAACUUGAAGAGACCAGAUUGAUUUACCUCUCAUUUAGUUGGGUAUUUCAGAUAUUUGCCAUUUUGUAUUGGAAAUAACUUUCUUUGUUUUACUUUUUUCUUGUGUUUAGGUGAUGCCAUUGUAUUUGCAGCGAUUUUGACAAUUUGUUCGUGUAAUAUAUUACGUUGAGGUAUAUAUGACAUUUUUACUUUGGCGUUUUGCAAUGCCACUUAAAAA